Malurus melanocephalus (red-backed fairy wren) is the source of this 3052-nucleotide messenger RNA. RefSeq names its product cysteine and serine rich nuclear protein 1 (gene CSRNP1). The coding region runs from base 658 to 2370 and encodes 570 amino acids. Gene Ontology annotation, molecular function: DNA-binding transcription factor activity, RNA polymerase II-specific; sequence-specific DNA binding. Gene Ontology annotation, cellular component: nucleus. Gene Ontology annotation, biological process: regulation of transcription by RNA polymerase II. Lineage: Eukaryota; Metazoa; Chordata; Aves; Passeriformes; Maluridae. The record is from RefSeq and is a predicted model, not a curated record. The transcript has 4 exons.
AUUUGGGAAUCUAGGCAAGUACAGAGCUCCUUUGUUUUUAAUUAGCUGCGUUGUUUUUAAUUGCUACUAUGCUUGAUACAUAACCCAGCCUAAACAAGAAUAGCUUAUUGAAUGGGGGACUGACUAUGAAAGGCACCGUGAGGAGAAGGGCUGUUCUUCACAGUUGAUAUAUUUGUAUUUCAGUGCUUCAUUUAAUAAGUCUGUUUCCCCGGGGGGGCUGUAGUGAGUAAAUCAUGCCAACAGAUUGUUUUCUGCAAACUGGCUUAUUUUUGUAAUUAGCAAGACGUUAAAGCUGUAACUGCAUAGAAAGCGAUCUGGGUGAGGAGUGAGCAUAAAAGAAUUAGUAAGCAAAAUGUAACACUUACUGUUUGAUAACAUUUGCGUUGAUUGGAUUGGUUUCUGGGCAGUUUGUUGUCUGGGGUAGUCAGGUUUCUUUCUGCUGUGUUGUAAAAGGAGAGAGAAAUUCACAGGUGUGCAGAGCGAGCACAGUAAGAAGAGGUAUUUUAAGGGGAACACUUUUUGGGAAUCACAUCUGCAUGGCCAAGGGGAUCUGAUGGSAAAGCCUUGCUGGGGGUUACAGCUGCCAUCAGAAACUGCCAGUGUUUCACUUUGCUUUUCUCCUUUGUUUUCCAGUUAUAUGACAAAUACGGCAUCACCAUGAGCGGAGUAUUGAAAAGGAAGUAUGAAGAGCUGGGGGAUGACAGCACCUACUGCUCCUCCUCCUCCUGCUCCCCACUGUCCUCCUCGUCAUCCUCGGGCUGGGACACUGAUGAGGAGAAUUCCCGUGGAGAGCCCAAGCCCAGCUCUGCCUUAACAUCCAGCUUCACCCCCACGUCCAUCCUGAAGAAAUCCAAGCGACUAAAGAAGAACAAUGUGGAGUUUGACCGGGUCACUGUGUUUUACUUCCCACGCUGCCAGGGCUUCACGAGCGUGCCCAGCCGUGGGGGCUGCACCCUGGGGAUGGUGAGCAAACACAGCUCCUCCCGGCAGUUCACGCUGGCAGAGUUUUCAAAGGAGCAGGAAAACGUCCGUCGGGGCAAGCUCGAAGAGAAGUUGAAAGAGGAGAAAUUGGAAGCAUUGAAAUGGAAACUAACCAUGAACGGCACGAAGGAGUCYGAGGAGGCCAACCAGCUCACCAUCGAGGACAUCUCCGACGACGACAUCGAUGUCAGCAGCGUGGACCUGGAGGACGGCUUCUUCCUGCAGCCCUACCCCGCCAAGAAGAGGCGGGCGCUGCUGAAGGCCGUGGGGGUGAAGAAGAUCGACAAGGAGGAGAAGCGGGAGCUGCACAGCAUCCGCCUGUCCCGGGAGGACUGUGGCUGCGACUGCCGCGAGGUCUGCGACCCCGAGACCUGCAGCUGCAGCUUGGCAGGCAUCAAAUGCCAGAUGGAUCACACCUCCUUCCCCUGCGGCUGCACCAAGGACGGCUGUGGCAACACCGAGGGCAGGAUCGAGUUCAACCAGGCCCGCGUGCAGACACAUUUCAUCCACACCAUCAUGAAGCUGGAGCUGGAGAAGCAGCAGCAGAGCAGCGAGAAGGUGGUGGAGGCUGAGCCCCCGUUCCGGGAGCGGCUCCCGCCGCUGGGAUGCGCRGCAGGGAAGGGCUCCCUGGAGGAGCGCGCGGUGCCGAUGGCGCCCGCCUUCCAGUUCAGCCCCGAGCUGGAGGCCCUGGGCGAGAACAGCUGCAGCAGCGACAUGACAGACUCCUCCAUCUCCUCCCACCCCAGCGAGGACCUGGAGGAGCCCUACGAGAACCUCCCCUCUGACAAAUCCCAGUCGGACGUGGACGACGACGGCUUGGCRCGCAUCCUCCACUUCAACGACUCGGAUGCUGAAGAAGAGAGUGGGCGCGGCCAGGAUGACCUCGGCUGCUUCCACCCCGCCGACUUCUUCAUCGAGGACCAUGGCAGCGAGGCCAAGCCUGUCCCUGGCCACUUGUCCCACCUGUCGGAGUGCCUGGACGAGAAUGCCAACCAGGACAGCGGGGGUUUGCUGGAGGACACGGCCCACGUGCGCUGCGAUGGGCUGUCCUGCUGCGCCUCGUCCUCUGCCGAGCCCUGCUCCAAGAGCUACGCYGACCUCAGCCUUUCCUCCGAUUCCUUGGAUUUCUUCCAGUCCUUCUCGGACUAUAACUUGGGACCCCUUUACAACUCCUUAAAGGAGUAUGAGAACCUGGAUAACUUCUCAGCGUUACAGUUUCAGUUGCCUAACUUCCCUGGCUUCCCUCAAGCCGGAGAUCAGGGCUCCUGUUUCUUGGAGUCCCUCAUUGGCUUGUCAGAAUCCGUCCCYGAAACCCCAGCCCCUUUCACAGACAAUCAGCUUUUGGAGGAUGCCAUCAAGUCGUCUCUGAUGGAGACAGUGAAAGUGUGAAACACCCCUGUGAUUCGGGCAAGGACUGGUGCCGAAAGGAAAACAGAGGAACAGUUGGACAGGCAAACUUUCACUGAAAGGGUGAUGUGCUACUCAAAUAUAAGGAGAUAAAAAACAGCAACAGCAAGAAGACUUUCUAAGCAAAUUGAACUAUUUUUGGUCUUUAUAGAAAACRUGGACGUUUUGACAUACUGCAGCURCAAUCAGUUCUCUCGCUGUUUGUGCAAAAAUUUCUAAACUUUCAUGAUGGGGUGGGGAGGGAGGGGAAAAAGACUUUCACCUAAGAAUUUCCUUGUGUUUUGUAUGAAAAGACCUGUUGAGAAAUACUCCUCGCUAACGUUGCCAGUCGUCCAUACAGCCCUUUCUAGAAACGUUUCAGUGUUGCAGGAACUUUUUAAGGCAACUUUUUGAAGCUGUAUUUAUUGUGAAAUUUUGUGGUUUGCGUAAGAGUCAACCCAACAUGCUCUUACGUUUAAAUCUGACGAGGUUUACAGAAGAAAUCCACACACUAUAUACAUAAUCAUUCUUCAUCUAUUUAUUGCAAAAUUCCAGAAUUUAACUAGCCACUGAAGCUUGAACUAGCAUGAAACCUUAUUUAAAUUGGGAAUACCUCAGAUGUAUUAUGUGUACAAUCAUAUUUUUUUUGCAUAAUAUAUCUGUAUUUAUUUAUUUUCUACCUGUA